Messenger RNA from Angiostrongylus costaricensis, 1695 nucleotides. Lineage: Eukaryota; Metazoa; Nematoda; Chromadorea; Rhabditida; Metastrongylidae. The record is from the annotation of a GenBank genome assembly.
AUGACGGAAAAAUUUGAUGGCUUUGAGUACAGUACGAAAGAUGUGAUUGGUCAUGGAGCGUUUGCAAUCGUAUACAAAGGACGGUACUCAGAUAAGCCUGAUAUUCCGGUAGCGAUUAAAGCAAUUGCAAAAAAAAAUAUAGCAAAAUCCAAGAAUUUGCUCACAAAGGAAAUAAAAAUAUUAAAGACUUUAAGUGGACUACAGCACAAUAAUCUAGUAGCGUUGCUUAAAUGUACAGAAACAGCCACACAUGUUUAUUUGGUUAUGGAAUAUUGUAAUGGAGGUGACUUAGCUGAUUAUCUUAGUCAAAAAACCACACUGCAAGAGGACACUAUUCAUCAUUUUGUGGUACAAAUCGCCCGUGCACUGGAAGCAAUCAAUAGGGAGGGAAUUGUUCAUCGUGAUCUCAAACCGCAGAAUAUUUUAUUGUGUAAUCCCACUCGUCACUCGAAUCCGCCAGCGACAGAUUUAAUUAUUAAACUAGCCGAUUUUGGUUUUGCAAGAUUUCUUUCUGAAGGUGUUAUGGCUGCAACUUUGUGCGGGUCUCCAAUGUACAUGGCUCCUGAGGUUAUUAUGUCUUUACAAUAUGAUGCCAAAGCUGACUUAUGGUCGAUAGGGACAAUACUUUUUCAGUGUUUAACCGGAAAAGCACCAUUUCAAGCGCAGAACCCUCCACAACUGAAGGCGUACUACGAGAAGAAUCGUGACUUAAAGCCGAACAUUCCCGAUUACUGUUCUGCGUCGUUAAGAGAUCUUCUUCUUCGUCUGUUGAAAAGGAACGCUAAAGAUCGAAUAACUUUCGACGAGUUCUUCAACCAUCCGUUUCUUCAUGAUGCUCCAGCUGCAAGUCCAUCAAAGCGGAUACUUGACUCCGCUUCACCCAUGGUUGUACGCCGUGUUGUUCCACCACCAUCGUCAUCAACUUCACCAUUGCCAACACGUUCACGACUAGAUAGCCCACAACCCUCCCGACGAACAGUGAAGGUUGCUUCUAUAUCUGUCAAAGUUUUUUUUAUAGCCAAAGUGGUUAGGUCUCAAAGGUGUCUAAAAUUUGGCGAUUGCCUUCUUUUUAAAACCUACAUGUUUAAGAUUCUGGCCAAGCUGAGAUUUGUCGUGGAACUGGUGGAUACGCUUGUCCAAGUUGCUGAGCAGAAAGAAAAUCCCCUCAUUGCUGCGAUGACUAAUAGAAAAGUAGGUGUCUCAACUGAGCCAUCGUCCGCAUUUAGGCGAGCGGAACAACUAGUGGUAUAUGUACGAGCUUUGCAUAUGUUGUCUUCGGCAUUACUCUUGGCGCAAAGAAAUGUAGCGAGCCGCAUACUUCAUCCGUCACCAGCAGUCCAGAAUGUUCUCAAUGUACUUAAUGACAAGUAUCAUCAAUGCUUGGUAAGGUCACAGGAAUUGGCUUCUCUUGGGCUACCUGGACAAGAUCCUGCAAUGGCUGUUAUUUCGGCGGAGCGAAUAAUGUACAAGCAUGCAAUUGAAUUGUGUCAGACAGCUGCACUGGACGAGUUAUUUGGGAACCCACAAUUAUGCAGUCAAAGGUACCAAACAGCUUACAUGAUGCUGCACACGUUAUCCGAACAAGUGCACAGCGAUCAAGACCGCAACGUACUGUCUCGUUAUAAAAACGCCGUCGAAAAAAGGCUUCGUAUUCUCGAACGACAAGGCUUCGUAACAGCUGUCAAUACGUGCUAA